AUGUCGUCGCCGGCAGCGACCGCGCCGUCUUCCUCGGGCGCGACGCAGACGCAGCCGCAGCCUCCGCCUCCAGAGCAGCAGGGCGCCUCGAGGGAGCGGAGGAUGGAGUCGCUGGGGUGGCUGACGGAGUCGGCGGUGAUGCCGAAGAAGCACAAGGCCAUCGAGGGCGUGGGCGCCGCCUCCAUCCUCGACCUCAAGGCCCAGCUCUACCGCACCCAGGAGGAGGCCCGCAACCCCACCGCCCCUGGUGCCGUCACAGCCGCCGCUUCCGGCGGGGAGUUCCGCCGCGCCAAAAUACGCUCCGCUCCCUCGGAUCCCCUGGGGGCCAAAAACUCAGGCGUUGACGCCCGGGCCCACAAAGAUAAGUUGGAGCUUAAAGCUGUGAAAGAUGGUUCUGCAAGCUAUGCGGCUCUAGAAAAGAAAGCAGAGUUGUAUGAAAAAUUAUCCAGAGGCGAGCUACCUGAUGAAGAAGACAAGGAGAAAUACUGUGUGGAUUUCUUCCAAAAAAGUUUUGAUCGUGUCUAUGAGCCUCAGAUGCCAGAGAGCAACCACAGAGCCUCUGAUGGCAUUGAGCCAGUAAAUGAUCAUGAAGAUUCUAUGCCAGGGAGGUUCAUGAGGAAGUAA
Setaria italica (foxtail millet) is the source of this 624-nucleotide messenger RNA. RefSeq lists its product as uncharacterized. NCBI's taxonomy places the organism in Eukaryota, Viridiplantae, Streptophyta, Magnoliopsida, Poales, Poaceae. Gene Ontology annotation, cellular component: nucleus. The coding region runs from base 1 to 624 and encodes 207 amino acids. The record is from RefSeq and is a predicted model, not a curated record. The transcript has 3 exons.